UGGAGGCAGCUGAACAGACGCUAACUGGAACUUGGGGAACCCCUUAGAAGGGCGCUUAGCGUAGGAGCGCGCAGACGCGUCCGCAACAUAGCCCGCCUCUCUGCGCGCUAUGCAAAUUAGUCGAGGGCGUGGCUUCGCGCUGUCUCUGGGGCUCUGCGUCUGGUUGCGCGUCAGGGGGCGUGGCUCCGCGCUUCGGGGGAAGCCCUGGGGGCGGGGCUGCACUGGCCGACGUCCUGCUCGAGGGGCGGGGGGACCCGGGAGGGGCCCUGAAGGGAUCCCUGCAGGUCUGGGAGGCGAGUGCGCAGGCGCGGGGGCUCAGUCCCUAGCAGUUUUGUGGUAGCUGUGAGAAGGAAGACGCAGAAGAGAAACAGCACUCUGCCUCAAUCUCUGAAUGUGGACCAUCCAAGGCAGGAGGAAAGGAUGCCUGCAGCCCGAGGGAAAUCAAAAUCCAAGGCACCAGUGACUUUUGGGGACUUAGCCAUCUACUUCUCACAGGAAGAAUGGGAAUGGCUGAGUCCCAUUCAGAAAGAUUUGUACGAAGAUGUCAUGUUGGAGAACUAUCACAAUCUGGUCUCAGUUGGUCUUGCCUGCAGGAGGCCAAAUAUCAUCGCCUUGUUGGAGAAAGGGAAAGCACCAUGGAUGAUGGAGCCAUCAGGAAGGCGCUGGGGUCCUGAAUCAGGGUCUAAGUAUGAGACCAGGAAGGUUCCACCAAAUCAAUGUAACAAAUCUGGGCCAAGCAUCUGUAAGAAACCAAUUUCUUCACAACAAACAGUUCCCACUGAGAAGGCAAAACAUAACAAGAAUUCAGUCUCAAGAAAACCCAAGAAAGAGCACUCAGGCAAGAAAUCUUUAAAGUGUAAUCGAUGUGGGAAAACCUUUUUUCGAAGCUUAUCUCUUAAACUUCAUCAAGACUUUCACACUGGAGAGAGGUCUUAUGAAUGCAGUACUUGUAGACAAGUUUUCAGGCAGAUCUUAUCCCUCAUUCUUCAUCAGAGAGUUCACAAUCGGAAUAAGAGCUAUGAAUGUGAUAAGUGUGGGGACAUUUUUAAUAAAAAGUUAACUCUUACGAUACAUAGAAGAAUUCACAAUGGAAAGGAAAAUUUUCAUCAUGAGAAUGCCUCAGAUUCAUGCCCUUCUCUCAGUCUGGACCACAAUAAUCACACGGCUCACAGCACUCACCAGUGCAGGAAGUGUGGGAGAGUCUUCAGCCGGAGGUCAUCCCUUCUACUUCACAAGAGGACUCACAACAGAAAGAAAAUACAAAAAUACGAUGACUACGGGAGAGGCUUCAAAAAGAAGCCAGUCCUUGUUCGUAAAAGAGUUUGUAUUGGGAAGAAAACUCAUGAGAGUAAAAAGGCCUUAAUUCAGAGUCUUGGGCAAAAAACUUGCCAGUCAGAAAACCCUUUUAUGUGUAGGAAAUGCGGGAAGUCCUUUAGUAGGAUCUCAGCCUUAAUGCUUCAUCAGAGAAUUCAUACUUCAGGGACCCCCUACAAAUGUGAUAAAUGUCAGAAAGACUUUGGACGGCUCUCCGCUCUUAUUCUGCACCUAAGAAUUCAUAGUGGGGAGAAGCAGUUUAAGUGCAGCAAGUGUGAGAAGGUAUGCAGUCGCCUUUCGUCCUUUAUUCAGCACCAGAAAAUUCAUAAGAGGAAAAAGAAACUCAUCGAGUGCAAGGAAUGUGGAAAGAUGUUUGGUGGAAUGAAAAACCUUAAAGUACAUCUCAACAUCCAUUCGGAAGAGAAACCUUUCAAGUGCAAUAAAUGUAGUAAAGUUUUCGGCCGCCAGUCAUUUCUUAGUGAGCAUCAAAGAAUUCAUACUGGAGAGAAGCCCUAUCAGUGUGAAGAAUGUGGGAAAGCAUUCAGUCACCGAAUAUCUCUUACCCGACAUAAGAGAAUUCACAGUGAGGACAGACCUUAUGAGUGUGAUCUGUGUGGGAAAGCCUUCAGCCAGAGUGCUCAUCUUGCGCAGCAUGAAAGAAUUCACACCGGAGAGAAACCUUACGUGUGCAAAAUAUGUAAAAAGUCCUUCACUCAGCGCAUAUCCCUCAUUCUACAUGAAAGAAGUCAUACUGGGGAGAAACCCUAUGAGUGUAAUGAAUGUGGGAAGGCUUUCAGUAGUGGCUCAGACCUUAUCCGACAUCAGAGAAGUCAUUCUUCAGAGAAACCAUAUGAAUGUAGCAAAUGUGGUAAGGCAUAUAGUCGGAGUUCAUCUCUGAUUCGACAUCAGAGUAUACAUUCGGAGGAAACAUCCUAAAGCUAUCGCCAUAUCUGCAAAAGCUAAAAAGGAUAUCAAAGAAGUAUUCAGAGACAUGGAGAGAGUGUGUAAGUGUUCUUGACCUUAUGAUGAUGUAUAACUCAUCAUGUGGUACUAUGAGUCCCAUAAACUCAUCGUAAGUUGAGACAUUUGAGACAGAAUAUAUAUUUAAUAUACCUGACCUACCAAAUGUGAUCAUUUAGCAGCACAGCGUAAUGUGGAGUCCCAGUUGUUCACUCUCCUGACUGUAUGGCUCCUGGAAGCUAUGGCCUGAUCCUGCUGCCCAGCAUCAUGAGAGUUAUCAUCCUGCUUAUCCUCAGCCUCCGGAAGGAUCACAAUUUGACCUAAUUCCUAGUUGAAUGGAUAUUGCUUCUGUACCAAUAAUGCUGAAAAAUCAUAAAUCGGCAAUCAUUAAUUGGAGGGAGUGAACUACCUGCCAAUAACGUGUUUUGUGUAUAUAGGGCCAUGUUAUGGUAUUCUCCCUUUGAAAGCCAAAGAACAAAAAUAGUAGAUUUUGAAGUGAAGGUCUGAAAUCAGCUGAGUAUGCUCAGAUUUUUGGAUCACAGUUUGCGAAUGAAGGUGUUUUUCAGUUGGCAUUUCAUUUCUAGUACAGUGUUCAGGACAUAUCAUUGGAUACAUACCAUGAAAUGGAACUGGAACUACAAAGUCCAUUUUUUCUGGAUGGAGCUUUGAGCUCGAAUUGAGGUCCCAGGAAAAUAGAGUGUUAAGUCUAACAGGCAAAUCGGGGAAGGCAGGGUGCCUCUUUCUCCUGACAGAUCUGUGUUGGGGUGAGAGUGAAAAGAGUUAGUCUUUAGGUUGCUAGAGAUAGUAGUUAUGGUGGUCACACUGCCUCCAUGGUUCUAAAGAUACACUUGGAAAAUUUACUAAGACAGGCUGGGGGUUUGGGCAGGAGAUACUGAAGAAUGAGGAACUUCAGAGCAGGGAGAAGCUAUUUUUACUUUUUUUUACUUGAAAAUAAGUCAUCUAUAUUUAUAUAAGUGAACAGUGUUUUCAUGCAGUACUGCUAGCUGCUUUACUUACUCUUGAGAUAUGUAUUCGGGUUUUUAUGGUCUGGAUAUUUGUGCCACCCCAAAAGUCCUAUGUUGAAGCCCUAACCCUUCAAUGUGAUGAUAUUUUACAAGGAGAUUACUGGAGUUGUGGUGCGGAUGGGCCCUUUUGAUGUUUAUUGAUCGGAGACAACAGAGGGCGCUGUCUCCUUUCCCAUGUAAGAACACAGGCAGGCCAUCUGCAAACCAAGAAAAAAGCCUUAGCAGAACCUGACCAGUUUGAUACCCUCAGCUGGGACUUCCAGCUUGUGGAGGAACUGUGAGAACCUAAUUGUCUUCAGCUUGUCUGUGAUACUGUGUCACAGCAGCUCAAGCUGAUUGGUUCAUGGAAGAGCUCCUAGGUUAAGGUACUGGCGGUUUUCCUUUGACCUGUCCAACACAUCCCGCUUUCCAGCAUCUGUAAGCUAUAUAAGAAAUAAAGUCUGAGUUCUUCUGUGUGCUUAGAUCGUAUA
Mastomys coucha (southern multimammate mouse) is the source of this 3769-nucleotide messenger RNA. RefSeq names its product zinc finger protein 667 (gene Znf667). The transcript has 5 exons. NCBI's taxonomy places the organism in Eukaryota, Metazoa, Chordata, Mammalia, Rodentia, Muridae. Gene Ontology annotation, biological process: negative regulation of transcription by RNA polymerase II. The record is from RefSeq and is a predicted model, not a curated record. Gene Ontology annotation, molecular function: DNA-binding transcription repressor activity, RNA polymerase II-specific. Bases 421 to 2250 code for a protein of 609 amino acids.